Molecule: messenger RNA, 28505 nt
Organism: Bursaphelenchus xylophilus (pine wood nematode)
Lineage: Eukaryota; Metazoa; Nematoda; Chromadorea; Rhabditida; Aphelenchoididae
Source: the annotation of a GenBank genome assembly
AUGAGCGCAGCUAUAUGGGAGUUUGAGCCGGAGCUUCUGAAGCAGCCCAACUUGGAGAUCAUUGAGUACGGUUUGCAGGAUGUGGGACGGUUCUCGAGCGUCAGAGGUAAGAAAGUUGAGGAGAUUCGAGGGCCUUAUGGGAGUUGAAUUGUCUUGGAAUAACAGCCCAAUAUAAGAUGAUUAGAGCUAUGAAAUGAUUAGAGUAAAUAGUCAUUGUUGAUGCAUCUUUUUCAUACCGUAUCUUCACACUUUGACUGGCCAAGAAGAUGUAAAAAUAGGUCAAAAUAAUCCCAAAUUUGGUAUCAAAAUGCCCCAGAGAGACAUCAAAAAAUAGCCGGAUAAGAAGCAUGAGCUGAAUAUAAUAUGAUUAAUGAUUUACCUCAAAAAGUAUCAAAAGGUACCCCUUAAAUUUCUCUCUUCAAAAUAAACAAUGUUUCUUGUAGCUUUACGAUACUUUUGAAUUCCAAAUUUGGUAUCAAAAAGCACCAGAGAGACAUCAAAAAAUAGCUGGAUAACAAGCAUGAGUUGAGUCUAAUUUGAAUAGCGAUUUGCCUCAAAAAGUAUCCAAAAGGUAUCCCUCAAAUUUCUGUCUUCAAACGAAACAAAAUUUCUUGUCGCUAUACGAAACUUUUUAAUUCCAAAUUUACAAUCGUUUUGAAUACUAUUUAACAAGGUUUGUCUGUAAAUUCUCAAUAAAAGUGUCAAUUUUAGACUUUCUUUGUCUAUAGGUACUUUAUUCUUUUUACUCACAAAUUUUUUCGGUUAUUUGUCCAAUUUUUUUAAUUAAAAACACAUCCUGAAAAAUGAAAUUGACCGGUCGAUUUUCAAAAACCCUAAUUAUCAAACAAAAACACCAACUUCAAGGUCAUUUUACCUCAAUAAUCAACAAAACAACCUCAAACACACAACAAAAAGCAUGAUUAGUUGUUUUCUCCUGCCGCUUCACUGCUCUUUUCUCUUUUCUGUAUACUUGUAAACUGCAAUUACCGGUCAUAAAAUUACUCUAUUUUUAUGUAUCUGCCUAAAAAAUCAUCUUUUCUUCGGGGUUUCUUUCGUAAAAUUAAUUUUUUCCUUGUUUUCAUCAAAAAAUUGUAAAAAAGUUGAUUUUUUCUUUAAAAAAAUCGUAUUUUUUAAAAAUCGUUCCACAAAUAAUCACCCGUAAAUUCUUCGUCAUGCUUUUCGCAAUCACCUGAUUUCGAAACAAUUCAAAUUUAGCCUCCGGCAGUCCGAAAAUAACCCGGUUUUGCCUCCGCUUCCCGCAAAAGAACCGCUUUUCGUUUGGAGAAGCCUGAAUUGUUGAUUCAGCCUGCGGGUUUGAUUGCGCCCCCAGGGCUUUUCCCUGUUUGGGGCGCUCUCUUUUUCGCGAUCGGUCUCAUGAAAACUCAUCGCGGUGUUAAGAGAGCGGAGUGGGGGACAAAAAGAGUGCAAAUUCGAAAUUUCGAAGCGAUUUUUCUUUGUUUUUUCAAUUUUUUCGAUUGAAAAAUCAAGGAAAAUUAGCGAUUUUUGCAAUUUUAAAGUAAUUUUAUGACAGGUAGUAAUUUUUAGACCACUUUGUAUUUUCCUUUGAGCCAUGUCAAAUGGAAAAACAUGCACUCAAAGGGAACUUCUUGGGCUUGAACGGGAAAUUGACGGAUUUCCCCGGAUUUUUUGACACUUUCUGCAGAUCAAAAGCGAAAAAAAAUCGUGGAAUGUGUUGUUUAGCUUGUUUGACAUACAGAGAACAUUAUUUUUGGCUUAUAAAAAAAAUUUUAUUUUUACAAGUUUUGAAAUUUUUGUAUGAUUAACGGAUCAUGAUGACUAUAGAACUUUGUGAGCGCUCUAAAAAUAUUUUUUUUGCCUUUUGACUCAUUUUUAAAAAUUUUUUGAGGGUUUUUUUAUUUUUUUGAUGACGUAUGACCUCAAAAAAGUCUUCCUAAACAUUUUAUAGGCCUUCUGAUUUUUCGUGGAUUCCAGAAAUCCCAUGAAUUCCCGCCAAACCUUUCGAAAAUCCGAUUUUUCCUCGCGAAAAUCCGCCGGAAACGCCUGCAAAUCCGAAUCCUUCCGUUUUAUCGCGCAUUUCAUAAGUACAAAUUAACUUUUCACCUUGCCCCCGAGUUUCCACCGCUUUCUCGAGUGAUUGAGACGGGGGCUCUUCAUCUUCUCCUUCUCCAUCUUCGACGCCUUCGUUUCCAAAUCCGCGCACCUUGCGACGGGAAUUCGUCUCUUUUUUCGCUUUUAUAUUUCACAAACGACGCCAAUUCAAGGGAUUCCAAGGACUUUCGCCGCGUCUUCGAGGGUUUCGAUGUGAACGGCAGUGGGGGUUUCAUGAGUUCGAAUCGUCCGCUCAACCUUUUUCUCAACGUUUUGGCCGCCGUCCUCGGGUUCUUGGCCUGGUUCUUCGGCCGCCUCAAAGACGGGGUCUGUUUUUGGAACAAGAGCUAUCGGAAUGAAUAUCGACCGGUCGAGACGCGGCCUGUGCGGCUUGUUUUGUUGAGGGGAUUCCGGCAGCCGGACGAUCCCUUGUUGGAGUCGGCUAGUCUGUUGAUUCGAAGUGGAUCGGUACAUUCGGUGCCGGCGAUUACACAGUUUGAUGGUAAGAGUUAAUGAGUGAUGAGUCAGCGGGAUUCAACGGGGGUGUAAUUGGGACCUAUAUGCCUUUUCAUUAUCUGCUCUAUACCGUUUUUAUUAGCUAUCCAUCCAGUAAUGUCAAAAAAUAUCAUAAACUUGAUAUUAGUUUGAUCUGAUGACUUCAUAAAAGUAAACGUGAAUUUUAAAGGGAAUAGCGGUGACAAAUAAGUCUUGAAUUUUAAAUCUAUUAACACCUAGAGCCGUCUUUUUACCAUGCUAUGUUUUGGUGGGAUGCCCAUCAAAAACUAUCUUAAAUACCUAAUUUCUGAUAUACACCAUGACCAGGUGUCUUAACGAUGCUGAAAGCUGCAUUUGCAACGCGUUAGCAAGAAUGAUUUGGGUGAGCUUUGAACAGAGACUUUUCUAUUGUCUUACCCACUUUUUCGUUGCCUGAUAUUCGGCCAGUAGGUAGAUAAAAUACGUUGUUUUUGACUUUCCUGGUCUAAUGUCAUGAUUUAUAUCGAAACUGAUUUUUGGUUACACUCUGUAUUAAAUUUUGAAUUUGAUUAAAGAAACUGGGUUUUUUUGCAUUUAGUACAACAUUGUUUUCUAAUUACACUUCAAAUUCUUCUUCAUUUCGGUCAGUAUUACCUUGUACUUGACAUCUAAUCUCAUGAUGGAGGUAAAAAUAAUUUUUUACGAGGACAGCUGUAUUAAUUUGAACUGCUUCCAUUUUUUGUAAACCCUUAACCUCUUAUCUAUUGUAUGAGGAACAGAAAUCAACAAACCUUCCUUAAAGCCCAUCUGAAUCAUCAUAUCCAUGACCUCCACCCAUCUUAUCUUCAUCUCCAACCUAAUCUCCUCAUUCCCCCCAAGAAGCGAACGUCCAACCUCGCUCUCCCUUCACUAAUCGAUUAGCCGAAUGUCGCAUUAUGUUCUAGCGUACGCGUUGCUUUGUUUGCACUUUGGGGACCCGUCGAAUUCUCUCACUUUUUUCGGGGCUUAAGGCGAUGAAGCGGCGAUCGCCAGAGUUAAAUUUAAUGAGACCUGGGGCUGUCGGUUUUAUUUCAGGCUGUCGGUUGGAGGGGAGAGUCGGCUGAGACCAGCUUUUAUUUGGGUUUUCAGCGUGGGGCAUGGGGAGAUUCUGUGACUGUGGAGUGAUAGCUUUUCGAGGAGAUUUAUGGUUACAGAAGCGAUUUUUGGUCAAUUUUGAACGAUUUUCUCAAUUUUGAACGGAUUUUUUUUUGCAAAUUGCGAUGUGGGUUACAUGUAAAACCAUUUAGAUGGCAUAUUGUUUUAGCGUAAUCUUUGGCUUGCCUAUAUUUUACAAAAAUUGACGAUUUUCGAGCCUCUAGUCCGAUUCUAUUCAGAUUUGCCUGAUUUUUUCAAAAUUUUGGCAGUUUUUUGCAUUUUUUUGCAAGCAAAGUUUGUAGAAUUUAAUUUAAGGCCAAUAGACAACCUAAAAGUCCCAUUGCUUACUGUAACUCUCUAAAAAUCUCUAUAAUUUUCGAUUUUUGGCCCAUUUUCUUGCAAUCUUUCCACUUUUUCUUCAAAAAUCAACCAAAAAUCUCAAAAUCUCCCCUUAUCAUAGCCAAAUCUCCCUCCAACUCAUAGCUAGCAACAUUACCACCCGAUUCUCUCUCUAAUAUCUUCAUCAGAACUACCAAAACCAAAUUAAAUGCGUCCGAUUCUCGAGGAAGAGACUUGGCCCUCAGACUCUCAUAGUGGUAGGGAUAAAAAAAGUUCCAUUUGGACAUGCUCGUUUAAUUUAAUUUUUCCGAUUUUUCAGAGAAUGGGGAUUUGGACGGAACGGAGAGUCUGGAUCGGUUCCAUUGGAAUCAGAAGAGCCUCAGGGGAAGUCGGAGGUUGAACCAACAGAUGCCAAAACAAACCAUUAUCAAUGCACAUAGGACGGUAAGUUGAUAUUUUUCUGCAAUUGAAAUGCUUUUUUUGUCUUUUAUUAAAUUAUAUCUGACCCGUUUACCUGUUUUAGACUUUUUUUGACGUCAUUUUUCAUCUUUCUAAUCUGAGAGAAACAUUUGACCCAAAAGUCAAAUUUUGAGUCAAGUCUUCCCCUCAGUCUGACUUUAUAUUAUUGACCUCUGGUUUCUUUUUUUUCGUUCACUUUAGAUUUCAAUCAAAAACCGUCUAAAUACAGCUUAAGAGAAAGACUUGACCAAAUGAGUCAACUGUUCCCCUCUCUGAAAAAACCGUGCGCAAACAUCCUAAUUUUUUCUAAAUGUUUAUCCUUGAACUGGUUACUGUUUUCAACCCCCAUUUAACCCAGAACUACGCACGUUUUGUCAUCCAUUGUACAAGAAAUUCUUCAAAUAUUAGGUUGGACGGAAAGUUUGUACGAUUUUUUACUGCUGCUAUUUUUUCUUGCGCUGAUGGAAAAAGACAAACACAAAUAUAUGGUGUCGGUAGGGGACAGGCAUCCCUAUCUAGCAGUACAACCUUCAGCCAUCUUAAGCAUUUACGAACUGAGAACUUAAUUUAGACAUUUACCCAUCUUUGGUCCAAAAUUACAAAUCCUUGGCUGGUUUGUUUAAUAAGGCCUACCAGGAAAUUGUUUUGGCACUGCUAAAAAGCCUUCUUCUGUAGCUCUUAAUACAGUGCGCGCCAAAAUGAUAGAGCCACUCAUUUUUUCUGGAUUUAUUCUUUUAUGGUUAGGUGGCCCAAGCCGGCAUAAUGCAUAUAUGCAAUACCAUGACGGACCCAUACUAUCGCCACCAUAACUUAGGACUAGCCAUGGCGCCCAAUCCAAAAAAAAUCAAAAGUUCGGACCUUCCCCUUCGGUCGACGCGCCAAAAUGAUAGAGCCACCGGAUUUUUCUCCUCGGUGGUGGCAGGCGGGGAUCUACUGGUACUGUAGUCUGUUAAUAUCACUACUGCUAUUCAAUGCUGAUGUGAAAAGGUUACUGUAACUACCGGUCAUACGGUAGCUUUUGGCAACUUUAGAAAAUCUUCUAAAUUUUGGGUAAAACUGACCGGAAAUAAAAUUUUCGACGGUUGUAUCCGGGUGGAAAUACUUUCAAAAAGUAUUAGAAAGGCUACAUUUUCUAAAGGGAAUCAAUCUCCGUCAGGAUCGCAUCGACCAUAAACAACAAAUUGUAUUAUAUUACUUUAGUAGAUGGGUAGGUUCUAUAAUAAUGUCAAUUGUUUAUGUAUGGGUCUUAGACGCAGCCCCAGAACUUGUGGUGCAAUCGUACGAGGACCAUAGAUUACUAUAACAGGAUCGAAUUCAAUAAUUCCUUUAUUCAAAUUGCUAACGGUAUUAUGAAGUUUACCAAAGUUAUACCCGAAAAAACGAUAUUUUGGUGGCAUGACUAGCGUCAGAAUAUGAUUGCUUCGUGUUUUGAAACGACGAGUGCGCAUCUUUUUGUACGUAACGUAGCAUGUUUAACUCAAUAAUAACGUAAUGAUCAACAACUACAGAGAAACUUUGGUGUAGUCAUCUAGAGAACCAGAAUUGCUUCUCUUGUGGUAUUAUUCCUAGGGUGUACGAGACUUUUCAGCCUUUCCAGGUUAAAUGAAAAUAUUCUAUAUGGUGUGUUGCAGUCUAGCAGGAAGUUUGGUUUUACCUCCAUGCCCCCUCAUUGGCAUAAUUGACAUUAUUAUAGAAUCUGCCCAUCUACUAAAGUAAUAUAAUAUCUUUCCUUGUCAAUGGUCGGUGUGAUUUCAACGGAAAUUGAUUCCCGUUAGAAAAUAUAGGCCUUCUAAUAUGUUUCGAAGGUAUUUCCACCCGGAUACAACCGUCGCAAAUUUGAUUUCCGGUCAGUUUUACCCAAAAUUUGGAAGAUUUUCUAAAGUUGCCAAAAGCUACCGUAUGACCGGCAGUUACAGUAACCUUUUCACAUCAGCAUUGAAUAGCAGUAGUGAUAUUAACAGACUACAGUACCAGUAGAUCCCCGCCUGCCACCACCGAGGAGAAAAAUCCGGUGGCUCUAUCAUUUUGACGCGUCGACCGAAGGGGAAGGUCCGAAUUUUUGAUUUUUUUUGGAUUGGGCGCCAUGGCUAGUCCUAAGUUAUGGUGGCGAUAGUAUGGGUCCGUCAUGGUAUUGCAUAUAUGCAUUAUGCCGGCUUGGGCCACCUAACCAUAAAAGAAUAAAUCCAGAAAAAAUGAGUGGCUCUAUCAUUUUGGCGCGCACUGUAUGCGUAAAGUCGCCGGGGACUAAAUCAAAACAUAGCCAUAAAAUUUGACUUUUGCAGGACCAACCCAAGUUUGAAUAUAACUGCAACCGCCGCUUUGCCGGUGCAUUUCAUGUGUAAAACUAUGAUAUGCAGAAACUAAGGACAAUCCCUUACACUCAGCUACCCCUCAAUAGCCAACUGUUUUGCCGUACGACAUAAUAGAACUAAAUUACUUUUCUCAAAAAAUCGUUGGUGAACUGUUGGAUCAUCCCGUACAAUUCUAAAAAGAGCUCAUAACAUCUUUCCACUCCUCCCUUUCUUGGGUGCAAAAUAGAGCCGCUUUAUUGCUCUACUACCUCGUGAAACAAUGGGCUACCAUUGUUGACUGUCACAAAAUUACGCGCAUUGCUCUACAGCUAUAAUUUUUGGCAAUUUUGUCUCUUUGCGGAUAACCCGAGGCAUCUGUGAUCCGGUUUACUCAUGUUGCACGUAAAGGGCUCUCUAUGUGCCUUACUGCACCCUAUUACAGAGACAGACAAUAAGAAAUACGCGGAAUAAUAAGAAAAAGUUUUCAUAGGGGGCCUUUGCUGAAGACUUGGUUGAAAGUGUUGCUAUUAUUUUAUCCGACACGCUUUUUUAUGAUUUCUAAUUGUGUUUAACGUAGUCAGAAAGACCACUGGACAUUGUCUAAAAAGUUUCAGAGCUUCAUCGAAAGCGAUCUGGAAACUAGAGUUUGCGUUCUGGACCCUACCCGAAAUAGCCGCAAAGCGGAAAACCUCUUAUAAUUAAGCUCGUUUUGGCGGAGCUAACGAUUGGCACGUAGCAUAUAAAUCUUCACACUGUACUCUUGUAUAUGCUAGGUAUUUACGGUGGGCAAUCGGUCUUGGCGCGAAAAAAAUUAAAUUGAAAUUUGGGUAAAAAAUCGUACGAACUUUCCGUCCAACCUAAUAUUUACUCAAGUCCCAAGAAUAAUGUGUUUCCCUCCAAAAACCCAUUAUUUUCAACAAAUUAAGCUUGAAAACACUUCUUUUCGCAUAUUUCUGAUUUUUUUCAAUAUGCGUUUGCUUAUUUCUUCCAUAUUUUUGCAAAAAAAAAGUUUUACGGAAUUAUCGCCUGGGGGGAAUUAAUUAAAUUUAUGGCUAAAAAACAAUCAAAAAAGAAAUCUUCCGCCGUUACGUAAUGGGAUUUGCAAGGGGAUAGCAAGGGUUUGAGAUUUUCGGCUUGAACACUUGUUAUAGAGCUGUUUUUUGAGGCAGGUAAAGCGAAGGGAAUGGUCUUUUGGCUUCGAGGUGUGAUCAAAAAGUGUGGUCAUAAAGAGGUUUAUAGAAGUUUUGGGUUAGAAAUUGCUUUAGUUUUUGAUUUUUCCUCGUUUUUGUCAAAUUUGACAACCGAUUUUUCUGAAUCAAUUUUUUUGAUGACUUUUAUUUUUAUUACACUAAAACUGUCAGGGAAAGUACUCCAAGUGCGACACUCAGAUUUUCUUUAAAUUUUGCACACACGUCGGGUAUGGACAAAAUAUCAAUUCCUGAAAGUUUUAGCUCGCGCUUUGCGGGCGCCGCCGAGAUUCGAACGAUUAAACGUGGAGAGCGGUCAGAGAGAAGAGCUCUUUUUGGCGAUAACUUUGGAAGUUCGUGCAGAAAAUUUUGAUUUUUUGUAGAAACAUUAUCCUUUGCGGUUGAAAUCGGCAUGAAACUUUUCGUGCCGAAAUUUGGCAAAAAGUCCUAAAUUUUGGUCGACUUUCGAUCUAAAAAUCUCGGUUGUUUCUGCAAAGCGCGAGCUACGAUUCUCCAUAUAUCUUAGAAAAAAUUAUUCUAAAUUUGUGCCAAGUUUCAUCAAAAUCUGAGCGUCGCACAUGGAGUACUUCCCCUGUGAGUGGAAAUCAAAGAUAGGACCUCCUAGGAUCUAUGUGAGAUUUUUAGCUGACAAUUUACAGAAAAAAUCAGCAUUUUUAGGUCGGAAAAGCGAAAGAAAAUUCAGAAACUUUUUUAUUUUAAUGAUAAAAACUUCACAACUUUUACCUCAGCGUUAGGCAUGAUUCCCAUAAAAAAAUAUUUUUCCUGAUUGAGAUUUUAAGGGACACAGCCAAAAACACUUUUUUCUGACCGUCUCCUCAUUUCUCAUAGUCUCUCGCAUUCCAACUUUGUUGUAUAUCCUAACGGCCCUUGCAAAACAUUAAGUAAUACCCGAUAAAUUAUGGACCAUAGCCAAAAAAAAUUCAAUUCAUUCCAUUUACCUCUCGAAAAGUCGCAAUAAAUUAACUCAAAAAUCUCUUUUUCUCACCUUUCCAUUUCCCCACAAUUCCUAUUGUUUUCUGGGAACGGCCCGACAUUCUCGGCCAAAUGAAUGUCCAGGAAGAGAAAAAUGGACCUCACAAUCAAUUUAGUUUUUAUUUUUUUGGGCCAAGUGUCAUUUGCCAAACGAAUGACAUCUGCAUUUUCGGAGAGCUUUAUUGAGGGGACUAGGGAUAUUAUACUGGAAAAAAGUUGCGGUUUUUAGUUCAAUUUUUCGCCAGUUUUUGGAAAAACAUUGUGUCGAGAUUGCACAUCAAGCACUGAAAAUUUUAGCUCACAUUUUGUAAGCGAAGCCGAGAUAUUCAACGAUCUUAGGCGAGAGACUAUGGAAAAUGAGGAAACGGCCAGAAAAAAGCUUUUUAAUUAUUUUUUUUAAUUUUCGAUUGAGAAAAACCUAUUUUUUUAUAUCAAAAUUUUACUCUAAUGGUCAAAAUUAUCAACUUUUCAAUUUGAAAAUCGCAAAGCAUCAAAUUUUUUGGCGAUUUUUUGCUGAAAAAGUGAUUUAUCAGCCUUUUUUUCAUUUUCAUUUUAUUUUGCCAGCAAUACGAUAAGAAAGUAAUAUAAUAAUUGCUUUGAUUUUUAAUAACAACGUGCAUUUUGAGCCCUUUCUUUCAGCCUCCCUUCAUUUUUCUUUUAGUGACCAGAGGAUAAAGAAAAAAGUUUCCGAUUUUUUAGGCCCUAAGGCGUAAAUCAUAAAACCGCACUCAAAUUUCAGCUCAAACGUUUCAUGACUUUCUGUGCAGAUUUUUGAAGACCUUUUUAUCAGCUUUUAAUAAUUUCAAAUUACAUUUUCAUAAGCCAACAAAAAUCAACGACGCGUAUUUUACAACUAUUUUUUUCGAAUUCAAGCCUCCUAUGUUUACAAUACUGCUUAAUAUUAGUUUUGGGCAGGUAUUUUUUACCCGCACUAGACUAAUAUUUUAAGUAAAUACUCACAUUUCGAGGCUGAUGACGUUGCAAAUUGCGUAGCACACGGUUUAGAAGGCGGUUUGUAGUCUUAUCAGUAGUUAUUUACAAUGGUUUCUACCACUUUUUGAGCAGUCUUUGUCACAAGAUUUUUUCAUAUUUUUGUCAAAAAGUACUGUUACUUCAAACGGCAAUUUAUUCAAUUUCCAUGACUACUUUUACAUCUGUAUGCUCAAAAAAAUUUUUUUUAAUCCGUUUAAAGUUCGUAUUUUUUGUUUUUACCCUUUGAAUCCAAUUUUUUUCGGGGCUCUCUUACUAAUAUGUUUAUUGUAAUAUUUGAGGGCCAAGUGAUGCGGAUGUCGACGGAUCGGGCUUAUUGGGUAAGAAUUGUCAAAAAAUUUGUGUGCAGGGUGGGGCAUCGUUGUGGCCCAAUUUAAAUUGGCUAUAACUUUUUGAGUUUUUGGCCAGGUCUUAAAAUUCUUUUUUUUCCUGAAUCCUCAGACGUCCCCAUUUUGUUUACAGGGGAAGUACUCCAAGUGCGACGCUCAGAUCUUGAUGAAACUUUGCAGAAACAACCGAGAUUUUUAGAUCAAAAGUCGGCCAAAAUUAAUGACUUUUUGCCGAACUUCGGCUCAAAAAGUUUCAUGCCUGUUUUAACCGUAAAGGAUAAUGUUUCUACAAAAAAUCAAAUUUUUCCGCUCGAAACUGCCAAAGUUAUGGCCAAAAAGCGCUUUUCUCUCUGACCGCUCUCCACGUUUAGCCUGCUCUCUCGGCCGCAAAAAUCGUUCGAUAUCUCGGCGGCGCCCGCAAAGCGCGGGCUUAAACUUUCAGGAAUUGAUAUCUAGUCCAUACCCGACGUGUGUGCAAAAUUUAAAGAAAAUCUGAGCGUCGCACUUGGAGUACUUCCCCUGUUAGUAUCAAAUAUGUUAUACCCAUUUAUUAGCUUGCGGGCCGCAAAGUUGCCCCACACUGUAUAGUUUUUUUUUGUUUUUUAACAAUUGACAGGCUUUCUAUUUCUCUACCAAAAUCGCCCUAGGUAGGCAAUGGUCGAAAAAUUUUUUCUCUGACCGUCUCUCCUCAUUUCUUAUUAUCUCUAAUUUGCAAAAAUCACUGAUCGUCAUGAAAACCUGAUCUAACACCCAUAACCUACGCCUCAUUAGUCAUCAUUUUUUUGUCAAAGUCUCCUACCUACUCCUCCUCCGACUCCAACACUCUCGCUUUCUUUAAUUUGCAUAUUCCUUCAACGCUACGAAAAUCUUUUUUUUCAGGAUAUGCCGGGUGUGGCUUUGUUGGAAGAGCCGACCACGCCGCAACGUUUGGCGGUAAGUCUUUGCGUUUUAUGCAAAUUUCGUCCGCACAAAGGGCUAAUCAGCGAGUUAUUCGAUUUCAGAAUUUCCUCUCCAAACCCUUUCGCUCGAAUCCGCUGAAACGCACGAAAAGUGUGUCUAAAUUGGAGCGGCCCGCUUUCAUCGAGUCAAUGUGAGUUUUAUUUUACUUUAUAAUGUGGAUAGUUAAUUUUUGUGCCGUUUGCACAACAGUAGUUUUUUGGAUGAGAAAAAGUAGUCUUUUUAGCAAAAAACAUCAAAAUUUUUUGGAAAAUUUCAAAAAAUCCAAAUACUUUAAUCCCCUUAGGUAAUUUAGCAAAAUGAAGAUAGAAAUGUCGUAUUUUACUUGUUUUAUUAUUUUUGAAUUGUUGAGACCCAUUUUUUCUCUUCAAAAAACACAAUGCCAAAUUUGGCGGGAAAAUUGAAAUUCAAAAAAAAAUUUUUGAAAAAUCGAAAUUUUCGAGCCUAAAACUUGUCAUGUGUCUUGAAUAGCGUAUCAGUAACAAUACAAAGGUAGUUAAAUUACUUUCCAAGCAAGAAAGACCAUUGUUUAGCGCAUUUUUAUGACUUUUCGGAGAUUUCAAGUGGAUUUUUUGUGAUUUAUCACUUAAAUUUUAUUUUAUUUUAUUUGCUAUUGAGACUAGUAGUAUCUGUUCUACUAAAACUUGUGCUGAAUGCUGAAAAUUUGGUUAAAAAUAAAAAAUUUUUAUAUUGUACUAGAGCAAAUUGGUCAAAAAUUGAGAAAAUAACCCAAAAAUUGGUCUUAAUCAACAAAAACUGAUCGAAAACAACAAUUUCCGACAAGAGCAUGACCUGCUGUAGUCAAAAACAAUACGAAUUUGACAUGAAAAUGAUUAAUUGAAAUCGAAUCAGCGACCAAACGACAAUUGUCAUAAUCAAAAAAAAUUGUCCGCAGAAAAAUUUGCUUCGUCAAAUGUCAAUUGUCAUGCUUCAAGGACAUCACAAACCUCCUGUUUUUUCAUUCUAAAUAUUUUUUGGACUUCUUUUUGCUUGUCAUGUUGUCGAAAAUGGGAUUUUACGUCCCGUUGAAUUACUUUCUAAGCGGUUUUUUAUAUUUUUUCCAAUUUUUCACUCCUUGACAACGUUAUUAGUGUGUUUGUAGCGGAACAUAAAUCUUUACCCAACGAGUCUCCCAACACCUUUCUUCGGAAAUUAAUUGAGUUGGCGCGGAUCGUAUUACAAUAAGGGUUUCCGAGGUAAUUACUUUAUGGAAAAGGAUGGGGUGGCUCGCCAUUUUGGGAGGGUUUUGGAGGAAAAGAGGGCUUUUGGAAGAGUGUCAAGUCAAAUUGAAUUCAUUUUUAAUAAGCUUAGCUACUGGUCCAGCAGGGUUUUUUUUGGGAUUUUUAUUAUUUUUUGAAGGGUGGGGGGAGUUUGAAUUUAUUUUGAAAUUUUUAAUUUUUUUUUGAUUUUGAAGACCCUGAUGAUUUCACUAGUCCGUUUGCAAAGUCACCGGAGUGAUUUUCGCGACAAAAAAUAGAAAUAAUUUUUCAUUUUAAAAAAGAAAAAAAGGUUUCAAAAAGAAUCCAGAUCUGCGCUAUGCCUCCGCUAGCCUCUCCAAUCUCAAAUUUAAGUCAUCAUAGUCCGUUCGCAAAGUCGCUGGAGUGAUUUCCGCGACAUGCACUGGGAGAAAACAAAAGUGCACCUUGCACUGUGCAAUUUUUUUCUUUUUGCACAGUGCAAUAGGAUUUUUUCGGCUGUCGCCCCGACUUUUUUUUGCACGGUGCAUGUCGCGAUAUGUCGUCAAAUCACUCGGCUUUGCGAACGGACUGGCAGUGCACUGUGCAAAAUGGUUCUUUUGGGUCAAAAUGCACUGUGCAAAACACUUUUUUCACAAUUUUUGAAGCGACGGGCCAAAAUGGCACUGUAAAAAUAAUCAUAUUUUUUUCUCCGGGUAUACAAGAAAUUUUUAGCUUGCCAUUUUCAGAAACCACUGGGAUUUUUUACUCUAUUUAAGAACGCUGGUUGAAAAAUGCAAAAUUUUUUUUUUUAUUUUUGAGAUAAAGGAAUUUUUUCUUUCCUCUCUAUAUUACUUUACAUCCCAUCCACUGUCUUCCAAACUGUACAAUUCCUAUUCAAUCGGCAUUUUUUUGCUUUUUCCAUCAAUUAAUUGUAAUCUGUCUCCAUUUUUUCGCUUUGACCCUUCUUUUCUUUCCCAUUACACCCUCUUAACCACCUUGAUUUGGUUUAAAACUGUCUAUUAUAUUCUCCACUUCCGUUUUUUUAUUUCCUAAAUUUUACAAAAAAUUUGAAAAAAACGUCGCCGACAAAAUGGAUGGCGCAACAAUCAGUCACUUUCGAGUUAAAUCUGUUUACCGCCAGUUUGCCGUUGCUCAGCUGGAGACCGAAUAUAUAUUAUAGGGAUUAAUCCUGAAAGGGACCCUUCCUUUUCAUUUUUUUUUUCUUUUUUGAAAAUUGAGAUUUUGUGGAAGGAAAGCGGAAGAAAGGCGGCAUAAAAGGGCUAUUAGGGUUAGAAGGUGAAGAUCCCUGGGAAGAGGGGGCUUUGAGGAGGGAGAAUAUGAUUGAAGUAGCUGAAUAAGAGAGCUGAGGGAGUAGUAGAUGGUGUAGACAAUGAGUAAUGUGGUAUUACGGCAAUAUAGGAAGUUGAGGUGAGUUUGGGGACAUUUAGAUCAGAGUGAUUAAACUUGGUAUAGCUCAGGGACCAUGGUUCAGAUCUUUCUGAAAUUUGGUACACAUGUUCUUUCUAGGCCGUUUAUCAAUUUGUAAAAAUAUGAGCUUUCGCUUGGCGGGCGCCGCUGAGAGAUUCAACUAUUUUUGAAGACGAUAGAUUAUGAAAAAUGAAGAGAGACGAAGAGAGAAACAAAAAUUUUAGCCGGUUCUGAAAUUAUUCUCAGUGAUCAUUUAUCACUAUUCUGCUUGCAAUUUCCGCGGUCUUGCUGCAAUUUUUAAACCAAAAAAAUCAAUUUGUCCAUCGAAAGAAUUUUUUUUUAAAUUUUGAUGACCAAAAGAUCUUAUACCUGGUAGAAAAAGUCUUCACUUAUCUACUUUCUCUCCUAAAUUUCAAUAGUCUCUCAUCUGCAAUGAUCUUUGAAUAUAUUGGCUGUACUUACAAAGCAAGAGCUAAAAUUUUCAGUAGUUUUAGGGUAGCCUAGAUAGAAUGUAUAUACAAAAUUUGAGGCUCCCACAUCGAAAACUUUAAUUUUUACAAAGUUAAAAUCUGAAACAGUUUUUUUUUGUUUUUAAUACUUUUAUUUUCCUCUUUUUUUUUAACUCCCGAUCAAACAGUAGCAAAGUAAAAAGAAUUGUAUAAAUCACGAUACCAGCUCGCCCCUCUCGUGACUAUCAUCCCCCAUAAUCUCUCCGGGGGUGUUCUUUUUUUGCCAAAAAACGGGGUCUCUAUUAUAUUCCAAUCCGCCCAUAAUCGAAGCGAAUGGAGCGAUUUGGAAUUGGACCCGAGAUCAAAGGAAGGAUCAUAAAAAUGAAGCGAAUACCCUCGGUUUAUGGCUGAUUUGUUUAUUUCGGGUAAAACGGGAUGUACCACUUUACUUUCGAGACCGAAGGGCUUUGAAAUUUUUAUUGACUUUUUGGGGGAAAUUGGGAAAUUCGGAGGAAAUUUUGAUGAAAUUUGGGGAAAAUAUUGACUUUUUUUUCCAAAUUUUUAACUCACGCUUUGCAAACACCAUUGAGAUUUUUAGGGCAAAAAAUGGCAAAGGUUUUAUAUUUUUUUUUAAUUUGAAAAAUCAAAUUUAUCCCUUCGAAAUUCGCAGAGAUAGCCAAAAAGUUCUUUCGGGCCGUCACUCCUCAUUUUCUACAGUCUCUCGCCCGCAAAGGUCUUUGAUUAUCCCAGCUGAAAUUGCAAGCCAAAAGCUAAAAUUUUCAGGGUUUGAUCAGUGGUCUAGAUAGGAAAUUUUUGUUAACUCUGAAGAACGUAGAGGUUCUGAAAAAUCUCAAAAAAAUUAAAAAUAUUUAAAGAUUUUUUGACUUCUUAUUCUUCCAACAAAAAAUCGUUUUCUGAAAGAAAAACUUUUUUAAGAUAGGGAGAUCCGUAUUUUACCUUCUAAAAAUUCAAAUCCUACAUUUGCAUUACUUUCAGCGACUUUUUUCCAUCUCCAUUAUCGUUGUGCUCCUUUUUUGUCACCUUUUCUCCCUCCAAAAACCCCUUUGUUCUAACUUUUUCCUUCCCAUCUGACUUUUCUCUCCACCUCCACAAAGUCCAUAUUUCGAAUAUUCCGCAACUAUCAAAAAACACAAUAAAAAAGGAGAAGAUUCUUCAACUCUUGCAACGAGCUUGUCUAAAUCUUUUUUUCGGCUGAUUCAUGGAACGAGAAUUUUUACAAAAGGCCCUAUACGAAUGCUUUAUAGGCAUAUUCGGGGGCGGUUUUAUGGGGAGAAUGAGAGGGCGUUUAUGGCAUGGAACGCCGGGAACGGCACUUUUUUUGGCUUGUUUUGGAGAUGGUUUUUGGUUCUGGAGAGUUUGAAAAAUAUGUCUUUGGUACCGUUAAUUUAGGAAGGAUAAACUUGGCCUGUCAUUUUUUGUCAGCAUUUUUGAGAUUUUUUGUUUGCGCCUUGCAGAAACCAUUUAUAUUUUUCACUCAAAAAAUGCUUACAAUUCGAAAUUUGUUUGUCUCUCCUCAUUUCCCAUACUCUCUCGUCUAGAAAAACCGUCAAAACCUUGGCCUUUUCUGCAACUUGUAACCUAAAAUUUUCAAAAUUUAUUUUGACGCCCUUGUAGGUCAUAUCAUCAAAAUUUCAACGAGAUCCGAGCUCUAUUUCUCAAGAAUCUUCCUAAUUUGAAAACCUUUCUUAUCAGUGCACUCCUCCCACACUGCCCAAGCAUUGUCAUAGUAAUGAAAGCUCGGGGGGAAAGAACAAAAUUAUUAAUCAUUCUUGUUAUUCCUGCUGCACUUUUGGACUCAGACCGGAAUGGAAAUGUGGAAUUUAGAAUUUGGAAUUAUUCUCUCCAGAUCAACAUAUCAAAAAUUGAGAUCAAAAUUUCGAUUUUAACUUCUGGCAAGCGUUUUUAUAAAAAAAGAUUUUAUUUUAUGAGUUUGUUGUUGCACUUGAGGAGCUUAUUUUUCCAUCCACGAAAAAAUAUUGUUUUAAAUUUAGGGCUAUUUUUUAAACUCAAAAUUUAUAGCUGUUUUUAAUCAUGGUGUAAUGCAAAAGCCAAUUUCAAAAUUUUUUUAUUGCUUUAGGUCUGCAGAAGACUUUUUUACUUUGCCUUCUUAACUUUGACGUCUUCAAAAACCGUAAUUAAAACUUCUUUGUGGCAUUCCAAAAACGCCUGAUAUCUCUUCUGACUAUUCAAAAUAUUUAUCUCCGUUUUUCGUCACCUUCACCCCCCCCCUUUCUUUUUUAAUCAACCUUCGUCGCGCCCAUGAUGUCCAAGGUCGUCAACUUUCAUAUUUCCGAAUCGAAAAUUCGCUUCUGAAUUUAGUGAUGAAUGAAGUCGACAUUGCCUUCACUCCCUUGGAGAUUACGAUCCCCUCCGGCGAUAUUCGUCGGCUUUCCAGUUUGGCACAUCUUCAGAAUAUUGCGCCUUGCUGUUCCAAUCAUUCUAAUGAAAUUUUGAAGAGUCAGAAAGUCCUGAAAUUUGAGGAAAAUCCUAUGAAAUUACCUAACAUCUACUCUACCAAAACUUUCGAUUCUACGCCUACUGUUAAUCGCUAUUCCACAAAGAUUUUGAGGUCUUGUUCUACAACCCCUGGACCGUCUAGAAUUGAAAUUGGAAGCCCCAAAGAUGUAGACAACGGCAGCAGCAACAGGAAUUCGACAGUCAACAAUAGAUGCUCGGUUCAUCUGAACGAUUACAAACUACAGUAUUCGUCGUCAUCAGAAGCCACUAAUUCCGAGAAAUCGGAAUCUUUGAGCCUUCAAAAUUUACCAGAAAAGCUAUUGGAAGAAAAGUUGAAGCGAUUGGAGUCAGAAUCAGAGGCUACGGAUAUUAUAGAUGGUGUUGAAGAUGUCGACUCAAGUCCCAACUUUCGACGGCUCCGAUUUGAAGAUUCCGGAUGUUCGAGUCUUCGGAACAUCGAUUCUACCGACAUUUCUCCUGAAUUUGAACGGAGAAGUUUUCAAGAAGCAAGCGGAAGUUUGGAAAAAACUGAAAAUGGCCUUCAAAGUCGGCAACCUGCGAGAGUGACGUCAUUCCGCAAUUCUGAUGACCGAAAGAUAAUUUUUCAAAGUUCUGCUCAAAUUUUGAAGCCUUUGGAAACCACAGAAUCGCAUUGUGAAAAUCUGGAUAAGAAAUCGCAAAACGAGAAACCAAAAAAAGCCCGGAGGCUAGUCCGCGGCCGAAUUGUUUUCCACCAAAAACGGUUUGUUUAUACCAUACUGCGACUGUUUUAGCAAGAGUCUCCUCAGUUUAUUCUAUUUUUGACUGAUUUUUAAUCAAAAAUUUUUAUUUUUGAUAAGGAAAAUCAAAAAAAUUUUUUUUUGAAACAACUCUUACCAGUGGUGUAAAAACGAACAAAUAAAAAAUCGAAAGUAACAGUCACUUGAUUGAUGUUACGAGCCGCAAUUUUUCGCAGUUUUUUUUGUGGUCUCCCGCUAACAAGUAGUUUUUUAUUAUACUUUUUUUCAGUUUCAAAAAACAAUUUAUUUCAACUUUGAAUUGAUCCGUAAACGGCUUCAAGUGGCUUCAGAAGCGGCGUUGAGGUCAUUCGACAUAAAAUCAGGGUUUCCGGACGGGGUCAGACGUUUUAUUAGUUUAGAGGGUGGGCUCGGAUUCAUGUUUAUGGGAUUUGAAGGUCGGAAAGAGGGAGGGAACUUGAAAAUUUUGUAAUUUAUAGGUCGCUUACUGACUGUAGAUGUUGGUGGAAAAUUUUAUUUUUUAACUUCAAAUGAAAUUUUCGCAUAUUUUACUAAUUUUUCGAAGGUCAGCACAUGUUUUAGGGGUUUUUUUAUUUUUUCUUUUAUUUUUUAUUUUUGAGCCUUCAAAAAAAAUAUUAAAAAUAAAAAAGUAAAAAAAAUUAUAAAAAAUCAAAAAAAAAUUAGAUUUUUCACAAAUUCCCUUUAUUUUUUUGUAAUUUCCCUUUUUUCAGCCCGAACCUUCACACAUCACAAGAUAACAUGCUGUAUAACGGCUCUCGAAUCCCAGUGAAUAUGCCAAUCGACUCAUACAGAAACAUGCACAUGCCAGAGUUCUUCGGGCAGAGUAUGAAAAGUUCCAGAAGUCAUGAGAGUCUGCUCAGUUUUAGUGGGACGAAUCAUGUGUCGGAUUUGAGUAAGUUGGAAAUUAUUACGUUAAAUUAGCUUUUCAACGCAUUUUCCAUGCAGCAGAGCUUUAAUUUUAUAAUUUUUGAGCAUUUUUUUUAUUUGAAUAUUCAAAUUUUAAAAUUUUUUGAUUAUUUUGGCAAAAAAAACAGUUUCUAUAAGGCUAUUUCUCUAUUUUGACCCAUAAAAUUUGGAUAUCCAAAUUUUUGUCCAAAAAAAUUUUUUUUCAAUCCAAAAAAUUUUCUCUGCGGAAACGAUGACUAAACCUUUUACAAACAAUAAAACAUAUUUUUUUAUACAAUACUACUCAUCUUCAGAGCAGCCCGACCUCCGAAUUCAUCCUGUGCAUCCGUCAGUUUUGGAAGUAGACAACUGUUUCAAAGUCGCCAAUUCGUAUUACGUGUGUGAGUCGCCGCAAGAAAGGACGCGAUGGCUUGAAAAGUAAGUUGCAAUCUUUUUAGUGGCUUUAAAAAUUUUCUACGGCUUAAUUUGGAAAUUUUUUUUAAAAUACGAUUUUUUUAUUAAAAUUUUUUUAAAAUCUCAUCUUUUCCAUUUAAAAAAAUUAAUCCAAAAUAUCCCACGCAUAUUACAAAUCGCACUUGUUCUUCUGUAAUAUUGGGAACCCCUUCUUUUAUUAUAUUAUUCUUGGAACCUCUGACAGAAAUUGUUUUGUUCGGUUGUAAUUAGGGAAACAAGGAAAAGUAAUGGAUUCAAAGUUGGGAUUAGAGAAGGUAAAUUGGAUAGAGUCGUUCGGUAUUGCGUAAAAGGCUUCAAGAAGGCUCCUAGAAAUUAGUCGGGGGUUCGGAAAGGGUGGGUAAAGAAGCUUCAAAGAGUUAUUUUUGGGUUUGAUGUAACAGUUUUCUCGGUUAAAAAAUUGUUUGUUAUGGAAAGGUUUAGGUGUAGGCAAAGUUAUUGCAGAGCUAAACAGGUCACUAGGGGAAUUUAUCAUCAUUUUUAAUAUAUCGUUUUUCUUAAGUUAGAGUUUACACUCUAACUUCCACUUUGCCUUGAGGCUCUCUGAAAUCAAUUUAAACAUAGCCUUUUUUAUGGAAAACCUAAAAUUUUUGAGCUUUCUGAUGCAAAGAGAGAUUCUAAAAACGUUCUUCUCCGGCCGUCUCUCUUCAUUUUCCGUAGUAUCUCCUCCUCAAAGAUUUCUGAAUAUCUCGGUAGGCAUUGCACAGAGUUGGCUGGAAUCUUGAGGAACUAAGGUUAGAUCUAGAUGAAACACGUGCUCCAAAUUUCAAGAAGAUCCAUUCAUCAUGCCUCAGGCAAUUUUCAAAUUUUGCUAGGGGACUCGCCGUAUAUUGCAUCUUACUUAUUGCGGAUAUGUUCUAUGUUUGUUCGCCGAAAACUGUGUCAAUCUGUAAGCAACAUAAUUUUGCAUGAAACCAACAUCUCCGACUUCCUGAAACAUCUGCGGCUUCAACUUCUGCCCAUCACUUACGUGAUGAUCGAGAGCCCAAACAUGCCCCAUUUCCUCUUCCUUAUCUCCAGCUCCACUUCCCUUCAAAUCCUUUGAUUUAUCAUGCUUAUCAUCCCGCAUAUGCUUCUCCAUCAUCUGCUCGCUCACUUCCACCAUCCGUCAUCGAAAUCACCAGCAAAAUCGUUAACGCACCCAUUGCGCAACCCCAAGAGAUUGUUUUCAUUCCGGUCCGGCGGAUGUGACGCGAUUUUAUUUGGGUGAAACAUCGAUGGAGGGGGACGAAGAGCCGAUGUAUCUCAUACCUUAUACAUGAGCGAUGACCUCGACGCUGAAUUAUUUUCCGGUUUGUUGGCAUCCGAAAAACUCUGUCGCCCCAGAAGGCCCUCUUUGUGUGUGGAGAAGGAAGGGGAGCAGAGGGGGCAGAAGGUAGAUCUUUUUUCUGUGACAUUGGCAGAAAUCGGUUCUACGGAUUUGAAGCGAGGCGGAUUCGGACUUCUCCACAGCUGGCAUUCAGCUCGAAAUUGAUGAUCAAUCUACAUUAACUACUUGUUUAUCAUCCAAGUAUUCUUUGUUGAUCAAAACAUCUACUAAUUUUUCUGCCAGGAGGCUUCAAAUUUUACUGUUUCCACAGUAAUGCCUCGUCACUUUCCCUACUACAAUAUGACGAGCUCCAAGCGAUUUUCGACGGCUCCAACUGCUCCAAGAGGAAGGCUGAGGAGAGUGCUGUCGUCGGAUGUCUUCAUGAUGCCGGAAAACUUCUUGAACCCGCAACCUCCACUGCCGCCGCGGACUAAGAAGAGGUUGAGUUUGUUGAGGUAAAAAGAGUUGGGUAGAACUCUUUUUUUGAUGGGUUUGUGUACUUAAAAGAUGUCUCGGUAGUAUGUGUAUACGAGAAGUCUUGGCAGGUGAAAAAAUCGAUGACUUAUCAGUACUUCUUGCUUCCAUUAUAAGGUAAAUUCCUGAGACCUCAGACUUCAGAUCUUCUUGAACUACUGCUUGUAUGAUCUUUCUAGGCCAUAUAACGACCCUUGAAAAAUUCAGCUAUCAGUUUUCUGUUGCAGCAGAGGUAUUCAGCAAUCUUCGCAGUCAAGUAUUAAUAGAUAGAUUAUAAAAAAAGAAGAGAGACGGACAUAGAAAUACUUUUUGGCCACAAUGAUAGAUCGGAAAAAAAUUAUUUGGCUACCACUGCUAUCGUGACACAACCUUUCCUUCAUCCUUGGCUCUUCUUCCAUUCCAAACAUCCAUCUCAAAGCAGAUGGCUUACGGAAAUGGAUCAAAGCCCUGACCCGCGCCUCCCAUUCCCUUCCUCAAAUUCUUUGUCAAAUAAUUUGGAUCAUAAAACGAGUGUCGGCUUCGUUCUCAAACGCAUUGACAAGGUUUCAUGGAACGACGGAACCCCUCAUUUAUUCAGUCGCUUCCUUCUGUUCGGCCCAUUGAACGGAGCGUCUGGAACAGCCAAUAAUCAACGGAACGGGGUUUUAAUUGAGAUUCUUGGGGUUAGUUAGGAAGAAAUGAAGCUUAAAAAGUGGCGAUUUGAGGGGAGUUUUUUGUACUUUAUAAGUUAUGUUGUCUAGAUGAUAAAAGAUGAAAAAAUGGUUGUUGUAAAAAGCCUUCGUUAUAUUGAGGCUCUUGUUUGGCAAAAAAUGAAUAUUACUCGAGGUUUGAACCGCAGAUUUUUAUGAAGCAUGUCACAAGCUGAGAUUUGAUUUUUCUGAGGCGUAUAUGAAAUUUUUAGCUUACGCUUUGCAAAAGCCUUUGAAAUUUUUCGGUCGAAAAUUACAUGCAAACUCCAAAUUUUUCAAGCUUUCUCUUCCGACCAUCUCUCCUUAUUUUUCGUAGUCUCUUGUAAGCAAAAAUCGCUGAAUAUAUCAGCUGCGGUUGCCACGCGCAACGUAAAAUUUUCAAGAACCAAUUAGUGCUCUGUGUAGACCAAUUGUCCAAAGUUUUACGAAAAAUCAUUCACAUUUCCCAGAGCAACAAUCAGUUUUUCUUGCACAUGUUGAUAGCCAAAAUCUCUUUUCAAAAAUCUUCCCUAACACUUUUCAUUUUUUUUUUAAAAUCCAAUCUAUUCAUUGUCAGCUGAGCACACAACUUCCCUCUAUUUUUAUUUAUAUUCGUUUCUAUCCGAUUAUGUUUUUAUUCCAAUCAGAUUAUAUUACCCGUCUCACCGCUUUGAUCUCGGCAAAUCUCGAUGUCUGCUCCGAUGUUCGUGUAUAUUUGCAUUUCCGUAAUUACAUUGCACUUGAGGCCACUCUUCGCAUGUUUCCCCGUGUUUACCUUGUCCUCUUUUAUGGAGAGAGAAGGAGGGAGGAUUUGCGAUUCAUUUCAUUAAUUUUUUUGGGGGCCCCCGAGUUCAGUGGGUUAUAACGGGAUUAUUCGAUUAGGUUUAUUUACCCAUUUACGGGACGGUAAAGGGUGAGCUUUUGAGGAGAGGUUGGAGGCUCUUUGGGCUAGAUUUUGAGGUUUAAAAUAGGUGGUCUGGCUGAGUAAAAACUAGCGAAAAAUGUUCAUGAAUCUCGAGAACGAAUCUCACAGAUCGUAAAAAAGUUUGUUAUAUAAUAGAAAAGGUUUGUUGUAUGAAGGUUUACUGUGAAAUUUUGCACUUAUGAUCUGUCUGGCUUAUGUGUUAAUUUCUGAAAAUUUUAGUUCCCCUUUGCAGAUAUGAUUGAUAUAUUCAGCGAUUUUUUUGUAAAAACGAAGCUAUGAGAAAUGAGAAAAGGCGGCAACAGAAAAAUUUUUAUUGAACCCUUCCUUUUGUAAAAUACGCGAAGUCCCAUUUCCCCAAAGUUUAUAGUUGGAAUAAGCACAGAAAUUCUUUCAUCAACUGCGCAACUCUUUCUGUUAAAACUUUCCAUGCUUCGGUUUUUUCGAACCGAAAUUUCAAACUUUUGCACAGCUACAACUUCAUUUUUAAAUCCAUUUUAUACUCAAUAAUUGACCUUUCUAUUCAUCUCACUUCCCUCUUCUCAAAUUUCUCUUCACCUGCCCUUGCCCUGAGGGCAAUUGCCUAAUGAACCCUUCAUAACGCCAAUUAGAUAAUUAUCUCUCACCUUCUCCUCGCACCUCCAUUUGCAUAAGUGUCAUUUUACGAGCUGCUUGGACGUUUACAAUCGGCGUCACAGUUUUAAUCUUAGCGCUAGUGGGUUGUAAAUUUCAGGCGGUUGUAAAUGACGUCAUUUUUUAUUUUAUGAAAGCGAUUUUUUUGAGUUUUUAGGCAAUUUUUGGAGGCAAAAAUUUUUAGCGGACUUAUGAGUCAAGGCCGACGGACCUUGGGAUUUUAAAAAGAAGCUGAAUUUUGUCUUGUUUUUCACACGUCGUAUUUUAAAAAUUUUAAAUUUUCAUCGAGAACAAAGACCUUAAAAAUAGAUUUUGUAGAAAAUAUUCGUUCUCCACAAACUCAUUUCGUCUCAAAAAUCUCCCUAAAAAUAGGAAUUGUACAGUGAUGGACCUGAUCCAGCGGCAAAACACGUACCAUUUUGCACCCGGGAAGUAUCGAAAAUGUGGCAAAAUGCUUCCCUCUCCAAGUAAAAAAAAUCGAUUUCAAUCAAAACGAAGUUUUUUUCACUUGGAGAGGGAACAUUUUGCCACAUUUUUGACACUUCCCAGAUGCAAAAUGAUACGUUUUUUGCCACUGGAUCAGGUCCCCCACUGUACAAUUCCUCUUUCUUGACUGUCUGAGUCAAGAAAGAAGGCCGACGGACUUCGGGAUUUUGAAAAAGAAGCUGAAUUUAGCCUGUUUUUCACACAUCGUAUUUUAAAAAUUUUAAAUUUUGCUCAAAAACAAAGAUCUUAAAAAUGGAUUUUUGUAGAAAAUAUUCGUUGUCCACAAAUUCAUUUCGGCUCAAAAAUCUCCCUAAAAGUCUGAAUUGCAUUUGAUACCAAGUCCAAAUUAGGCAUCAAAAUAUACUGCUCACAAAAAGAAAUUUGCUUUUGAAGAUAAAAGUUUUGCUUUGGGAUACGUUUUGAUACUUUUUUUGAGUCUCAAAAGAUCUCAAAUAGCAAUGUUAGCCCAGUCUCUUCAAAAGAAGCAAUCUUUUAAUUCCUACGAUACUUUUCGACACCAAAUUUAUUAUUUCAAGCCCAGACAUUUGUAUCAGGCCUCAUUUUUCCCUCCAAGCCGGCACAUAAACCAUGUCGCCAUGUUUUGGCGGCGCCAUUUCGAAGCCAUUUACACUCCGGUAAAUCCGUCGGCCAUCCCCCCAUUUUUUAAUAAUAAUAAAUUGCGCGCUCCCUCUUCGGAGAUGGCACUGAAGAAUGGGGGCGCGCAAUCCCCACCCCGCAUUCGCUUUCAGCCUUUCCGGGGACGAGGCGAUCGGACAUUAAAAGUGAGGGAGCAAGGUCGUUGGCCCUGUUUCGAGUAAAUCCCACCCCAAAAAAGUUGGGUUUCACGUUCGCGUUUGACGCCGAACCCGGCUUCCGAGGGUUUGAAAUUUGAAUUUCCGAGAAAUUAGUCGGAAAUUUUAAUUUUGAGCGGUUUCAAGUGGACUUUGAGGGAUUUCAAGGGGUUCCGCGGGAUUUUCGCCCAUAAAAAGCGGUCUUUCUCUGCUUAAACUAAGCGCUAUGGCAGAAUGUCACUUUGGAUUAUUGUGAUUUAAGCGGGUGUCAUCAUUUUUCAAAGGAUUUAUGAAGAUUUUCCGCCAAAAAGAUAGAAUUUAUAUUGUUUUAGACAAAAAUUGCCAAUUUUUCUAAUUUUUGAGAGGAAAAUUGUAAAAAAAGUAUCUGAACAGACUCUGCGAAUCUUAUUUUACAUAUUCAACCCAAAAAGCUUUUGUAAAAUACGAGUUUCAUUCAAAUUUAACCCAUUUCCUUUCAGCAUGCGCCGGGCAAUAAACCCACACCUUGAUGAGCGCCGACGCACCGAGAAUUCGUUUCAAAUUUGGAUCCUGGAAGCCAAGGGCAUCCCGCAGAAGCGCCGCUACUACUGUGAUCUCGUCCUUGACUCCACAUUGUAUGCAAAAACAUCCACGAAAACACACAGCGAACACUGUUUUUGGGGCGAUUUCUUCGAUCUAAAGUAGGUUUAUAGGGGGGAAACAAGGUCAAAAAAUGGUUUCGAAGGCCUGGGGAAUAAUAUUACAUCUUCUGAGCAACGUUUCUCUCCGGGUUUUACAUUUUUUCGCCGGGGUUUUGAGAUUUUAUUGCACAGAGAAACAGUUGACUCAAAGUUUCGGGGGACACUUGGCACAUGCAGAUUUUUUCCUGUUUUUUGGCAGAUAGGAUAAGGCUGUGAAUUCAUGAAUACGUAGAUGGUAAAAUGCAGAAUCUUUAGUUUUUUUUGUGGAUUUACAGCGAUAUUUUUUAUGUUAUCCUUCAAGAGCUAAGAUUUUCAAAAUUUUUUUGAUUUUUUCAUAAUUUUCCCCCCGCAAAUCUAACAUUCUGAGUGUUUCAGAAGCCUUCCGCCCAUCCGAAAUGCAGUCAUCAAUCUGUAUCGAGAGCAGGACCCUCGAAAAAAGAAGGAUCAUCACACUUUAAUUGGCCAGGUGACCAUUAACAUCGAUCAGUUCAAAGCUCGGCAACCACUUGAAAAAUGGUAAGUAAAUUAUUUUACACUCCAAAAUUAGGUGAUAUUCUAUGAUUUCCUUGAGGGAUCCGAGGAUUCGGGACCUGUAGAGCUCGAAUAUUUGCUAUUCAAGGUUUCGAAAGGGGAAAUUAGACGGUUGGCUGGUCACGAUCCAUUUUUUUCGACGAGUUCGAAAUAAAUUAAAGGAUAUUACAGUAGAAUCCAUUACAUGCAUCAUAGACUACUCAGACACGUCAUUAAUUUUGGGAAAUUACAUAAAUUUUUCAAAUUUUUUGUAGAGAUGUCUAGUGCAAUAUAAAUUUUGAUGAAAAGUCCCAUAAAUAAUAUAAAUUUUGCAGGUUCACAGUGACAACCGGCCAGGAGAACACUCGAUCAAUGUUGUCGAAGAAUUCUGAGCCGGUAGCAAUCAGAAUCAAGGCCAGAUAUCAAACCGUUGAUGUUCUUCCUUUGAUCGUUUACAAUCGUCUCAACAACUUUGUCAAACUCAAUUAUCUCUGUCUUUGCGAGCACCUGGAGUCGGCAUUGGGUGUGAAAUUGAAGGAGGACUUUGCCACAUGCCUUGUUAAAGUGUUACAUCGUCAGCGAGUGGUCAAAGACUUCCUUUGCGACAUCAUCAUGGCCGAAGUGGGUCAGCUGGACAACGAUCACCUCAUGUUCCGUGGGAACUCCUUGGCUACGAAAUCAAUGGAAGCCUACAUCAAGCUGGUCGCGGCGGACUAUCUCCACAACACAUUGGGGAAAUUCGUCAAGUCUUUGGUUGUGAAUCCACCAACUUGUGAAGUGGACCCGACAAAAAUGUCGUCCAACUCGACAACGGCGUUGAAUGCGAACCGCAAACGAUUGAUGGAUGCCGUAGAGCAGGCGUGGGGAUGCAUCGUCAAGUCCGCUUCGAUAUUCCCGCAACAAUUGCGCGAGGUGUUCCAUGCGUUGAGGAGAAGGUUGGAUGAACAGGGAAAGGGUCAACUGGGCGAUAAAUUAGUGUCGGCUUCCAUCUUUUUGAGAUUCUUAUGCCCUGCCGUGUUGUCGCCGAGCUUGUUUGGACUGGUAAGUUUGUUUUUUGUUUAUUUUUAGAGAGGAAAAGUUGGAUAUUUUGAAGAUUUUUUGGAAUUAUAUUAGAUUUUAGAUACCUAAAUUCAGACAAUUUGAAUGUGGGUCUUUCUUUCGUUUCUGAAAUUGUUUAAAAAUGUUUGAAAUGUAGGUUGUUGUAUAAUUCAACUACUCUGAACAAAGAAUCCGGAUUUGACAACUGUUUUCUAUAAGAAUUUGUAUUAUCUUACACUAGACCACCUGUUUUGAGCGUGGAUCGUAAUUUCCCAAUUUCAGUCCGCAUAAUGCAUAAUUCCCUCCCUAAAUACAAAAGAAAAUAAUAUUCAAACAAACGUACCACAAAAUUCUUUUCAGGUCUCCGAGUAUCCAUCAGAACAAGCCGCCCGUAACUUGACUUUGAUCGCAAAAACUCUUCAAACUCUGGCAAACUUCACAAAGUUUGGUGGAAAGGAGAGCUUCAUGGAAUUCAUGAACAAUUUCAUUAUCAAAGAGACCAGACCCAUGCAUUCCUUCUUGGUUGGCAUCUCACAUCCACCACUUUUGAAUGAGAAGGCGAUAACUGCCUCAAACAAUGAUAUUGAUAGCGAAAUUGAUCAAGGGAAGGAGUUGAGCUGUCUACACUCUUAUUUGGAGGAACAUUGGACGAAUGAGGUAAGAAUUUGAACGUUUUUACGGCUUUUUUUUGAGAGAGGGGAAGACUUGACGAUUUGGGUCAACUGUUUCUCUGAGGUUUUUUUGGUCGAAAAAUGUUCGUAUUUUAGAAGAGGAUGAGAAAUUCGGAAAAAUUAGACCGUAUAUUUUCUUUUAAGAUUGAAAUUUUGGUUAUUUCAACUUUGAUUUUACUAUUUUCAGCUUCACGAAAAAGCCAGUCAGAUCGAUGAGAACAUGGGGCAAUUACAAGCGAUUAUCGCCGAGAUCGACAUGUGCAAAACCCGCGAAUACACUCCUCAGUCCACCUUUUCUUCGUAUUCUUCUCGGCAGUCUACCAGUCCCCCAUCCGACUACGAAAAUAAUGUGAAACCGGCUCCACCACCAAAAAGAUCGCAACGUCAAGCGGCGAUGAACCUAAACACGGUGGAUGACUAUGUUAUGGGCACCGCAGUGACUCCAGAAUCUUCGUCGAGAUCGAAGAGCCAACAGAGGUUCUUUUAUCGAGAUAUGAGCGAAGGAAGGGAGGGAUUGGCCAAGAGAUAUUCAAUGCCCUACCACAACAUCUAUGAUAUCACCCCGAGUGCUCGAGACGGCUACCAUUUGUACGAUGAGGUCUCUCAAGACGAUUUGAAGGCUGAUGAGUUGACGAAUGUGAGUCUGGAUCCUGCUGACGAUGAAGCGACGGACUCGGAAACGGAAGGUCAUGUGGAUCGGAGGAUAACACCGAGAAAGACCCGAAGAAAGAGUUAUAUGACCGACAUGCGCAUCGAUAUGAUCGAUCCGGAGUCGCGACGACUCGGUCUACCCUCUUCGGGAUAUCAGAGCCAAAAUCAAAGCUGCUAUUCGUCCUCCUCGAACAGCCCAAAUGACACGUUCGGGAAGGAAAAAUCGCAUGGCGAUAGCCAAAAAUACUCGAAUUAUCUCAAGGACAACCUCUCGUAUCACACGGCCACCACAACUUCAUGCUCUUCGACAUCGUCAGGGCACAAUGAUGUGGAAGAUAAGCGGCCAUAUCAACUGAGCAGAAGCCAAACCGGCCAUGAGAGGAUACCCUAUACGAAGACCAGAUCAAAUUACCGAGCCAGGUCGGUGGUCGCGCAAUUACCCGAUCAGGAACCGAGAUUAUCGAAUAGCACCUCUUGUCAGUCGAUAAAUGGACGAGUAGCUAUCAAAGACGAGGAUUUGGUAGGAUUUUUUGGGGUUAUGUUGGAGUAGUGUCUAGUAUAAGGUAAUAUUUUGAUAUUUUAGAGUCUAAUUGAAACUCAAAAGCGGCAGAUUGACGAAUUAUUGCGAGAAAAUGAGAAUCUGAAGCGAGCGCUAGCCGAACAUCAUGGAAGUCAUGUUGAACUUACUGUAAGUCAAAAAAAAUUUUUUUUUUUUGUUAUUCCAAAAAUUUUCUAAUUUACCCAAUUUCAGGCCCGCCCAAUCCCCAACCAGCCGUUCAGCGUCCAAUUAUCCCCUUUCUAG